AUGGCGCCCCCCGUCGAUCCCCAUCAUGCGACUGACGUGUCAGACGAAGAAGUCCUGUCUGACGCCGCCUCAUCUUCUGACGAGUCCGAUUACCUCGACAGUGCUGGAUCUCGAAAGCGCCGGAGGACCGCAGAGGUACCCCACGAUGAAAGUGACAAAAUUGAAGAUGACGACGACGAAGAAGACGAGGAGUUGAAGAGAGUUCUCUCUACAAUCAAGGCGCCUUCUCGAAUCAAGCGAGCUUCUCAAAAUGACCAGAAGGAGGCUCAAGUUAAGCCUGUGACUGCCCCCAAGACCUCCAUCCAAGCUCCUACCGACCCAAACACCACCUUCUCCUCGCUCAAUGUUCGACCAUGGCUGGUACAGUCGCUAGGAAACAUGGCCAUCAAGCGCCCUACAGGAAUUCAGAAGGGAUGUAUCCCUGAGAUCUUGAAAGGAAGAGACUGCAUUGGUGGUAGUCGAACAGGUUCCGGCAAAACAGUUGCGUUCGCCGUGCCUAUUCUGCAGAAAUGGUCGGAGGACCCUACUGCCAUCUUCGCCAUCGUCUUGACACCGACCAGAGAAUUGGCGCUCCAGAUUUUCGAGCAGUUCAAGGCCAUCUCUUCUCCACAAAGUCUCAAGGCAAUCCUGGUGAUAGGAGGUUCCGAUAUGCGCACGCAGGCGAUCGAGAUUGGAAAGCGACCCCAUGUGAUAAUCGCGACUCCAGGUCGUCUGGCCGACCAUAUUCGAACUUCCGGAGAAGACACCAUCUGCGGAUUGAGGAGAGUCAGAUAUGUGGUUCUCGAUGAAGCUGACAGACUUCUCAAUGCCACUGGGCCUGGCAGCAUGCUCCCUGAUGUGGAAGAAUGCCUCUCAGUUCUGCCCCCGGCCACAGAGCGACAGACACUCCUUUUUACUGCCACCAUUACCCCAGAGGUCCGCGCCUUGAAGGACAUGCCUAUCAAACCAGGCAAGCAGCCAGUAUUUGUUUGCGAGGUUGAUACGCAGUCGCUGGCCAUCCCUGCAACAUUGAAACAUAUGUAUCUAAAGGUGCCCGUCACUCACAAGGAGCACUACCUGCACAUGUUCCUACUCACCGAAGAAAACGUCGACAAGACCGUCAUCCUUUUCUGCAAUCGAACAUCAACCGCCGACUACCUCCACCAUCUACUCCGAAUGCUGGAGCACAGAGUUACCUCUCUGCACUCCAAACUUCCACAAAGGCAACGAAUUGACAACCUGGGUCGUUUCCGCGCUUCAGCGGCCCGCAUCCUUGUAGCGACCGACGUUGCCGCCCGUGGUCUUGAUAUCCCCGAGGUCAGCCUAGUCAUCAACUACGAUCUUCCCCGCGACCCUGAUGACUACAUCCACCGUGUCGGUCGUACCGCCCGUGCGGGACGUAAGGGUGAGGCCGUCAGUUUUGUGGGACAGCGUGACGUGGAGUUGGCCCUGAUGAUCGAGAAGCGUGUUGGCCGUGACAUGGAGACCUGGGAGGAGGAGGGCGUCAACCUCGAGACUCGUGUGGUUCGCGAUGCGCUCAAGAUUGUGUCGGAGAAGAAGCGCGAGGCUCUCCUGGAGAUGGAGGAAGGAAGGGAAGUUGGUGGCAAGCGAAAGCGCACCAAGCAAAAGUUGCGAGCGGAAUAG
Fusarium sp. VM40 is the source of this 1623-nucleotide messenger RNA. NCBI's taxonomy places the organism in Eukaryota, Fungi, Ascomycota, Sordariomycetes, Hypocreales, Nectriaceae. The record is from the annotation of a GenBank genome assembly.